GAGGCCGUGGACGCCUUCCGAAGAGGGGAGCUUGUGAUGGUCAUGGACAGCGACGACCGCGAGGACGAGUGCGAUUUGGUGUGCGCGGCCGAGAACGUGACCCCUCAGCUGAUGGCGUUCAUUAUCCGCCACUCGACAGGGAUCGUAUGCAUAUCGACCGAGAAGGACCGCCUGGAACACUUCGGCCUCCACCCGGCCACUUCCAAGAACACGGACGUGAACGAGACCAACUUCUACGUGUCCACGGACUUCCUGCCGGGCACCACCACGGGCGUGUCGGCCGCGGACCGCGCCGCCACCGCGCGGGCGUUCUGCGAUCUCUCGAACAAGCCGGAGUCGUUCUCCAAACCCGGCCACCUCUUCCCCCUGUGCUCCAAGCCGGGCGGCGUGCUCGAGCGGCCCGGGCACACGGAGUCCACCUACGACCUCUGCUGCCUGGCGGGCGUCGCCCGGGUCGGGCUGCUGGCGGAGAUGAUGCAUGACGACGGCACCAUGUAUCGGCGGGAUGAUUCCCUGGAGUUCGCGCGGAAGCACAAGAUACCGAUCAUCACCGUGCCCCAGCUGAUCGAGUACCGGAAGCGUCCGUCUCUCUCCGCCGAGCCAGCUUCGGCGUCGUCUGGGUUGCAGAGGCGGGGAGCUGCCCCCGCCGCCGGUGGAGCCGGCCAGGCGGCGCCCGCGGGCCGGGCGCUGGGCUUCGCACGCGGCGCGCCCUCCCGCCGGAGCGGCCGCGCGCCCCGGGCGAAGCUCUGA
Molecule: messenger RNA, 750 nt
Organism: Prorocentrum cordatum
Lineage: Eukaryota; Dinophyceae; Prorocentrales; Prorocentraceae
Source: the annotation of a GenBank genome assembly